Messenger RNA from Alternaria ventricosa, 1638 nucleotides. RefSeq lists its product as uncharacterized. Gene Ontology annotation, biological process: arachidonate metabolic process. The transcript has 4 exons. Gene Ontology annotation, cellular component: membrane. Lineage: Eukaryota; Fungi; Ascomycota; Dothideomycetes; Pleosporales; Pleosporaceae. The record is from RefSeq and is a predicted model, not a curated record. Bases 1 to 1638 code for a protein of 545 amino acids.
AUGUCGUGGACUCCAGUGGACUUCAGCUGUGUCCGCUACUCUGCGGUAGAGGGCACACACUACUUUCAUGACUCCGCCUUUCCUUCCUCGAUACAGUUCUUGCUGUCCGGUCGCUGGGAGCCUUGGGACGUCAGCUACGUGAAGUACAAGGCUCAAGAUCCGGAUGUCCGACGCGUUGCAGAAGAAGCAGAGUUGCGACUUAUCCGGGAUCCAUACUCUGGAUACAUUCCAUGGCCAUCUCCGCCUCCCUCUGCCACAGGCCCUCCACCACUAGCUCCCAUAUACGGACAGGCUCCAUCACAACCGAUCGUCACCCAUACUACAGCAGCAGGUCUCAUGACACCUUCACCGUCAACGGUAGUUGAGGUUGCUCUCCCCGGCUCGCCACGCGAUCAUAGUACGCCUUCAUCAGCAACGACAGCCACCGUGUAUGCUUCCCCAUACGCAUUUCAAGCUGCUGCGCCAACUGGCGCUACGCAAAUACCGUCAGAAUCGACUCCCACUGUUCAAGCAGUUCCUGAAAACAACGCGCGCCCAUCUUCGCAGUACAUUGAUCCCACCUUACGUGAUCCGCCACCAAACCCAGCAGCACCUCUACCAGCCAUCCUUUCGAGGACGAGAGAGACGAAGAUUCUGCUUUCAAUUGACGGUGACGGUAUCCGGGGGUUGUCUGCUCUCCUCUUGGUUGAAUCGCUGGUCAAUGCGAUCUGCGUCAAAGUUGGGCAGCGCUUAGACAGCCACCAGAUCUUCGACUUGACGGGUGGUAGUUCUCUUGGCGGUAUAAUAGCCAUCAUGCUAUGUCGACUGCGCAUGCAAGCCCACAGAGCAAGAGAAGCCUACAAGCAGAUCGCGAAACAAGUAUUCGACAACAAAAGGGCCUACUUCAGAUAUCUCGACCCUCAUGCACAGAUACAGAAGCCUGACGACAGCGCGUUAGAGAACGAGAUUAAGAGCGUUGUUCAGCAGGAGCUAGGCAGCCCGGACGAAGUACUCCUGGAUGGACGGCCCGACUCGGGCGACGUUUUCGCAAUCACGACACAAAUGGAUAUCGGCACGAACAAAGCUGCCCUUAUCCGAUCAUACCAAACACGCCGCAUAACUGGACCGGACUUGGAACCCAACAUGCCCAUAUGGCAAGCGAUGAAGGCGACCUCGGCGGCCCCACGAUACGUGCAAUCCGAGCCAGGAGUUCCGCAACGGUUCGUAAUCGAGAAAGGUCUCGUCGAUCAUGGAACUACAAAGAACAACCCAGUUCGCGACAUCCUGUAUGAAUGCAGGAAGCUGUUCCGAUAUGCGAACGACAUGAUGAUCAUUGUCUCGGUCGGUACGGGCGUCGGCCUGAAUCGCAAAAAUGAGAUUCCCGAAAUGGCGAACAGCGUCGAGGAUAGGAAGGCUGAAGCAAGAUCGUGGGGUGAUAGAUUCGAGGUCGAACAUGCUGCGUUGAUGGAGCGCAACUGGAUGAAAUACUUUCGGUUUGAUGUGACGGGUUUAGAGGAUGUGCCACUGGAGGAGUGGAGUCACGAAGAUCUGAUUAAGGAGAAGACUUCGGAAUAUCUCGCCCAGCCAGAGGUUGGACAGAGGUUCUAUGCGUGUGUUGAUGCGAUAACGGCGCUGCUACUGAGCCCGCAGGGGAGGUAG